This is a messenger RNA of Mytilinidion resinicola, 4060 nucleotides long. RefSeq lists its product as uncharacterized. Gene Ontology annotation, biological process: transmembrane transport. The record is from RefSeq and is a predicted model, not a curated record. The transcript has 8 exons. Gene Ontology annotation, molecular function: ATP binding; ABC-type transporter activity; ATP hydrolysis activity. Gene Ontology annotation, cellular component: membrane. NCBI's taxonomy places the organism in Eukaryota, Fungi, Ascomycota, Dothideomycetes, Mytilinidiales, Mytilinidiaceae. The coding region runs from base 67 to 4056 and encodes 1329 amino acids.
GUGGAAACAUUGCUUCAAAGUCUCGAUGCGUCUGAAGAUACUACAGCUGCUAAGCGUGUUGCCUUGAUGUUGAAGGAAGUCUCCGUUGCAGCUCCUGAUCUAGGUCGCGUUAUGGUGAAGACCCUACCGCGAGCCAUUAUCAACACCUUUGGAUACGACCAAGCUCAAUGGCUUCGAAAACGCCUUCCGGCCUCUUUGUUUGGCGCCAAGACUGUCGCGCAAAAACGUAUUCUUCACAAUGUCAGCGGUAUCGUGCAAUCUGGGGAAAUGCUUCUGGUGCUUGGGCGACCCGGGAGUGGUUGCUCGACUUUCCUCCGCACUACCGCGAACCGCUCGACCCUCGCUGUGAAGGGAGACCUUGAGUUCGCUGGAAUUCCGCACAACAAGUUCUAUGAGAAGCACCGUAGAGAGACGAUCUAUCUACCAGAAGAAGACAACCACAUCCCUUCACUGACCGUUCGGCAAACUCUCGAAUUUGCUUUGCGUAUGAGUCUACCAAAGACAAAGCACGGCCGAGAUGUUCCACCGUUGGCCAUAACGCUUGCAAGCAUGUUUGGGCUAGAUGGCGUCCUGGACACUGCCGUGGGUGGGGGCUCAAUUCCUGGAAUAUCCGGCGGGGAGCGCAAACGCGUUUCAAUCGCCGAAGUGCUUGCAUCCGGAUCUUCUCUCCAAUGUUUCGACAACAGUACCAAAGGACUAGAUUCUUCCACUGCUUUAGACUUUGUAAAGGCAUUGCGCACUCUCACCGAUGUCGCUCAGAAGACAACUCUCGCAACUCUCUACCAAGCCGGAGAGAGCAUAUAUCAGACAUUCGACAAGGUCAUUGUGCUUGACCAAGGUCAUGAAGUCUUCUUUGGUCCGAUCAAUGCGGCAAAGGCAUAUUUCGAAGAGCUUGGUUAUAUCCACGAGCAGGGUCAAACAACGUCUGAGUGCCUCACAGCAGUGACAGACCCAUUGCGAAGACGUUCCCGUCGAGGAACGCUGGCUGCGGAGAUACGAACUCCUCAAGAUCUAGCAGAGGCAUUUCGUCGCUCUAGCGCAUUCGCCAGUUUGCAGUCAGAAAUAAGAGAGUUCGAAAAGACGAAAGGGGAGUCGAACUUAGUCGCGAGCUCCACCAUCAAUCGGUCAUACCCUGCCCAAGUUUUCGAAUGCCUACGUCGAGAAUUUCAGCUCGUUAAUGGCAAACGCAAGAUCCAGUACCAGAAAUGGAUCAACACUACGGUUCUCUGCCUCAUCGUUGGCAGCGAGUAUUUUGACAUCUCGACUGACUCUGUUGGCGCCUUCACACGAGAGGGAGUAGUUUUCUACACUAUUAUUGCGAACGCAUGGAUGCAGUAUCCGGAACUGUUCGACGCUCACUCCAAUCGGCCGGUGUUGGAACGUCAGUCGAGUCUGAACAUGUACCGUGCAAGCGCAGUAGCAAUUGCGAGAAUCCUCGUUGAUAUACCUCUUAUUGGAAUUCAGCAUGCGUGGUUCAUGGUGGCUUUCUACUUUCUCACCCAUCAUUCUGUGCAAUACACGGCGGGCGAUUUCUUCUACUUCUACCUGGUCCUUUGGCUUUCGACCCUGAACUUUGCGAACUUGCUUCGCAUGUUUGCAUACUAUGUCCCCAGCAUUGAGGAUUGCUUUCGAUUUGGAGGUAUCGCGUCCACCACAACGGUAUACUUCGCCGGUUUCCUCAUCCCAAUCAACAAGAUGGAGCCUAUAUGGUCAUGGAUCCAUUAUAUCAGUCCUGCGAGAUAUACUUACGAAGCGCUCAUUACGAACGACUUCAGAACUGUGGAUAUUGCAUGUUCCAAUUCACUUAUACCCAAACUAUCGCAGCUGAAGUCCGCCAACCAAGUGUGUCCGAUUCGAGGGGCGCAACCGGGGCAGGUCAACGUGCCCGGCCUUCAAUAUGUCGAGUCAUUCGGAUUUAGUUACUCCCAUAAGUGGCGUAACGUCGGAAUCCUGAUUGCAUUCUCGGUCGCGUAUAUGUUUGUCGGGGUCCUCGGAAGUGAGAUUAUGCACUUCAGCGCUCAAGGCGGAAUACCAGUUGUUUAUACCCGGAAAGAGAAAGAUCCCGUUGAUACUCCUAUGCGGGAGAAAGACGUCGAGAAAUCAGCUGCGGUUGUUGCUCUAUCCCUAGAGAAAGAGGCUCCAGACUCCGCUAGUAACACAUAUACUGCGGGUCCAAGCUUGGUGUGGAAGAACUUGACUGUCAAUCUUGGCGAAAAGACAUUGCUCAACAGUGUCUCGGGCUAUGUACGACCGGGAGAUCUCAUAGCCCUAUGCGGCGCGAGUGGUGCUGGUAAAACAACACUCCUUACGCAUCUGAGCCUGACGAAUGGCGCGGGAAAUCUUACUGGGGACCUCGAAUUCGGUAACAAGCCUCUAGGGAAAUACUUUAAGAAGAUCUCAGGCUUUGCUCAGCAAUCCGACAUGCACGAUGGAUCUGCUACCAUUCGUGAAGCUUUCGAGUUCUCUGCCUUAUUGCGACAGUCAUCAAUAUACUCUAACCAAGAGAAGCUGGCGCAUGUGGAUCAUGUGCUCGAAGUUCUGGACUUGAAACAUUUGCAGCAUGCCGUGAUUGAGUCGGGACUUGGGGUAGAACUUUCGAAGCGUAUCACAAUUGGAGUCGAGUUAGCAGCUAGGCCCAAGAUUCUCUUUGCAGAUGAACCAACAUCUGGGCUCGACUCUCAAGGAGCCGCAAGUAUCAUCAACUAUCUCAAGCAACUAUCAAGAGAUGGACAAGCCGUACUCGUCACAGUUCAUCAACCCUCUGCCUCCUUGUUCCGUCUCUUCGACAAAGUCCUUGCACUGUCAUCAAAUGGCGAAGAGAUCUACUUCGGACCUAUAAGAAACCUCAUUUCGUACUUUGAGGUUCAUGGAGCUGUUGCUCCACCGGAUGUGAAUCCUGCAGAGUUCGUGCUUGAUACCAUCGGUGCUGGCAUUGGCGGCAAGUCGGGAACUCUGGCCGGUGACUGGUCUGAGAAAUGGCGAAAGUCUUCCCAUUCGCAACAAUUACAGUCCGAUAUUGACCACAUAAGAGCUGAGGGUGCUGUAUGGGGCGACACCGAUACCAUGCGCGCGUUCAAUACUUCUACACUGCUUCAAGUAAUACUCGUCACCAAGCGCAUGCUUUUCAAUCAGUGGCGUAAACCUUCGUAUAUCUACAGUAAGAUCUGGGUGCACGUUAUUCAAGCCAUUCUUAUCGGCUUUACGUUCUUCAACUUGGGCACUUCCCCAGUAGACCUACAGAGUCGUUCAUUCGGGGCAUUCGCACUUAUCUUUCUCGUGAACACCAUCGUGAACCCUAUUCUCGCUCGGUUCUUUGGGAAUCGUCUUUUAUGGCAGGUUCGCGAAGGACCAUCCCGAGCAUACGGCUGGGUGGCAUUAUGCACCUCAUCAAUCCUUGCCGAGUUGCCGGCCAUUGUCCUCACUGGAACUGUAUACUUCUUGUUAUGGUACUUCUUGAGUGGGCUUCCAUUUGGGGAGUCAGCCAUCUACGUCUUCAUCUUGAUCAUGACCUAUGAGGUCUUUGAGAUGACGUUCGGACUUUUAGUUACGGCCGCAAGUCCUGAUUUGAAGUUUGCGGGUCUGGUGCUGGUUUUCCUGGUGACGACUUUCAAUUGGUUCAAUGGUGUGGUCGUGCCAUAUGCACAGAUUCAAGUCGCAUGGAGAUAUUGGGUCUAUUAUCUCAACCCUUUGACUUACCUCUUUGGAGGCCUCAUCAUCGCGGUCAAUGCCAACCAGCACGUACUCUGCGACUCCGAAGACCUGUUCAGGUUUCCGCCACCGCCCGGCCAGACUUGUGGCAAUUACGCUGGGGCGUGGGCUCGUCUUACGCAAGCUAAUCUGACGAACCCGGAAGCUACCAACGAGUGCCAAGUAUGCCAGUACAUCAACGGCAACCAAUACUUGGAUGGCUUUAAUCUGAAUAGUGGCAUGCUGGCAAACAACAUCUGGGCUUAUUGGGCUGUCUUCGUGCUGUUCACGGCGGCAAAUGUUGGCUUCUUUUAUUUCUUUACUUGGGCCAGGAGUGUGAAGAAGUGGAAAGUUUUCUAUUUCUUGUAGCGAG